AUGAUUCGCGAUUAUGCUCUGGUUGUUCGUGGUCCUUGAUCAAUCUUUCUUCGUAACGUGAAGCCCAAAUCCCCGCUAACCACGUCCUCUUGGCUUCUAUCAUCUCGGCGGCUCUCGUUGCAAGAUUGUGGAGAAGGUGCCACACGAUUCCUUUGGAUAAAGGACGGAUUUAGCCCAGUUGUUAGCAAGACGCCCUCGCAGUGGCUGCCUUCACACGUUUGUCAUUGGACGGUUGGGGAGCACUCGUGGGCUUGCAACAUCAUGCACUGCUUGCGCUGGUGGCUCCCGCUGCUUUUGCUGCCGCUGCCAGCGGCAGGUCCCUUCACCAUCGUGCUAUUCGUCGUCGCCUACGCCAUCACAACCAAACCUUGCUUCUACUGUGCACUACUUCUGACUGUGUUGUUAGCAAGCACAUGCAGUUGGUACAUGCCAGCUGAAGACCCUCGACCGCCGCCACGCACAGUCUGUUCAGCACCGUGGACGCCCUUCGAAACUCUGAUCGGUGCACCAGCCUACAUGUGCAGAGCUCGACGACCAGCCAAGCCAUCAACCUGCUGGCUUCCCACCAAUCGUCUGUUCGCCGCGCCGCUCCAGUCCAAGACCUCCAGAAUGGUCCCUCCCGUCUCGGAAAGGAUCGCCAACGACUUCGAUGUCAAGUGGCAACACGCCAAUAGCAGCAACUCGUCCUUGACCCACUCAUCUCCCGAGACAAUUUCGGCAAAGGCGGCUUCACUUGCCUACCGUCUGGCUCAGAGGCGUAGGUUGUGGUUCGGGGUCGGCGAUCGUUCUCGAGGACUUGGCUAUGAUCUCAUCUUCGGUUGGCUACCUCCUCCCAAGCAAUGACCUGGGGCACGGUGCUGCGCGCAAUCGAUCAAGGUCAAAUCCCUCCUUGUGAAAUGAAUCAGAUUGCUCAAGCUCACCGAGAAAUUGAGGAUGUACUAGUAUUACAAGAGACGAGAGACGGGAAGCAAAGUGAGGUUACAAGGCGCUAGAUACAGCAUUCGUGACUAAGGGGGGCGGCGACGCGCGU
Ceraceosorus guamensis is the source of this 1030-nucleotide messenger RNA. RefSeq lists its product as hypothetical. The record is from RefSeq and is a predicted model, not a curated record. Lineage: Eukaryota; Fungi; Basidiomycota; Exobasidiomycetes; Ceraceosorales; Ceraceosoraceae. Bases 262 to 843 code for a protein of 193 amino acids. The transcript has 3 exons.